AUGGAGCAACGGGAGUCGCAUGAGAUGCACAGCGUCAGCGAGGAGACCAGACAAGCAAAUGCGAGUGCACCAAAGGUCCCGGAAACUACUCACGAGCCCAUGUACACGUCGAGGCUGUCGAGAGCGUCUUCCAUGACCGUUCGCGAGCCCAUCGUCAGGACCCUCCACACUUCGUUCUGGCCGCUGAUGGUCUUCAUCUUUUACGCUACACUCGCCCUAUUCACCUGGAUCGUUCUUUGUGUCGCGAGCAGCCGGCCGAUUGGAAGCAAGUUAAGCUAUACGGAUAAUCAAGACUACUUUAAAGAUGUAGCUCGUCUCUUGGCUAAACACGAGAGGAUCCUUAGGGCUGCGCAGAUCCUGCAAUCGGUAGUCGCCCUACUCACCAUUCCCAUCACUUCAGCGAUAUGCUCUAUAGCCUUCGCUGCCUAUAUCCAGGCUGGCAGCUCGAGAACGAAGUUGAAUCUGCGUCAGACUAUGGCGCUUGCAGAUCAAGGCUGGAUCAGCCCAAGAAUGUGGGCUAGGUGGUCUAAAGUUGGAAGUCUUCCAUUGUACUUCGCCUUUGCAUUGACCUUAGUGGUUGUUCGACUCCGUAGCAUUCUAGAAUCGCGCGCGGAAAGAGAACAUGAGCCUUACCUCUGGAUCGAUGAACAGAAGGAUGGACUGGAUAAUGACAUGUGUUACGAUACAUUCAGUGUGGCCACCAAUUGUAACCGCUUCUCGAGGAGUCUUUAUCAACUUGAUGAGAUGAGCUUAGAUGCCUGGUUCUCACCCGUUCCCUUGGACUUCAGCACCGGUGUCUAUGUUGACCCUCAGUACGCACCGCGCCUCAAUACCACAAUUGAAUACAGGAACAUGACAGACGCUGAGUGGCCAACCGAAUGCGUUCGCGACAGAGAAGAUGUAUUUUUCGCACAAUACCGUGGAGGAGAGACGGGAUACCGGGAGUUCGAUAUAAUAGCUUGCAUACCCGCCAAUAUCUCUGGCACGCCUUGGCAAGCUACGUACAACCAGCAGGACAUUACCGAGGACCUUUUUCUCGCAAUUUCGGUGCCUUCAAUGUUACGCACUCCUAUUAUGUGGAAAAUCACCGCCCGUUCGACGUUAGGCUACUUCGAACUUCCUAAUACCAAGAACGGCAAUCGCGCCGGGCCGUUACUCCAUAAGCUAUCCUUGGACAGCGCUAGAGGCUCUUCAACCAGCGGAUCCAGUCGAGAUGAGAAACGAGCAACCAACGAAACAUACGCAGGAAAUGUGAGACAACCCAUUGGAAAUCACAUCGGUCCGCUGACUGCUAUUGGACUGGCACUAUUUGGCGAAGGCUCUUUCAUCGAGAGAAGAGUUUCAAAUCCAUCCGCCUUCCUUGUAGAUCGGCCUGAGGUCGAUGAUGAAGUAUGGUUCAGAAACUUCGGCAACAACUGCCUCGGGAAUAUGCCUCUCAACUUUGCCAUAGGGGGCCCGUGCCUCCGCGACUACGACUACCAGUCCGAAGUCGACGUCCUUGGCCGCGUGAGACAACUAGCCGCAUUCUUUGAUUCGGAACGUUCUGCAAGUAGGGCGUUCACUGUGGCCGCUUUCCUCGCCAACAAGGAGUGGCUGAACCCGAGCCAAUUCCACAGAUGGGGAGGAUUCGACCAAUCGCGGAAUGUAUAUGUCGAUACGGGCGUUCCAACCAAGAAGACAUAUAUCGCGCUUUGGGGGGUCAUCACCGGGUCCGUUUUCCUCGGCCUCCACCUUCUCGGGUUGCUAGUGCUUGCCCUGUACGCCUUUUGGAUGAGGCCAUUCACGCCUUGGUUGGGUGCAGAAUUCGUUGUCAAGGCUGGUACGGCACAUGCUGAUAUUCUGAGCGCUGCCGAAGGGGACAAGCAGUGGAAGCAGACUGUUUCUGCGUGCCCUGGGUUCGUCGGGGACGAGAAACCCACAGAUGAUGUGGGUCGAAUCGCAUUUGGUGCUACUGCUGCCUUGAGCACAGCACGGGACAAGAAGUUUGAAGAGCUAUAG
Alternaria viburni is the source of this 1998-nucleotide messenger RNA. RefSeq lists its product as uncharacterized. Bases 1 to 1998 code for a protein of 665 amino acids. The transcript is spliced from 2 exons. The record is from RefSeq and is a predicted model, not a curated record. Lineage: Eukaryota; Fungi; Ascomycota; Dothideomycetes; Pleosporales; Pleosporaceae.